AUGUCUCCUCUAGGCUUCGGAUCGUUUCUUUCCCCGCUCCUUCUUUUUUCUGUGUGUCCUCACUUGCGAACUGGUAUUUCCCGAUCCUUCUCUUCUCUCUUGAAACCGCAAAAGUUUCGACCCCUGGUUUCUCGCGAGUGUCCCAGUGUCUCGGGCCGAUUUUUUAUACCGUCUCCGCAGAUUCCGUCUCGGUGUUUCGCUUCGCUGCCUGCGUCGAGCAAAAUGGCGAUUAAAGUCCUCGUUCCCGUCGCCCACGACUCGGAGGAGAUUGAGGCCGUCUGUAUCGUCGAUACUCUGCGCCGGGCCGGCGCCGAGGUGAUGGUUGCCAGUGUCGAGGACAACAAACUCGUUCGCAUGUCGCGCGGCGUUUGCGUCCAAGCAGACAAACUCAUCUCGGAGGUUCAGAACGAGGUAUUUGACUGCAUUGCCGUUCCGGGCGGCAUGCCGGGGGCGGAGAGAUGCCGAGACUCUGCAAUUCUCACGAAAAUGCUGAAAGCGCACAAGGAACAAGGCAAGUUUAUUGCUGCGAUCUGCGCAUCGCCCGCUGUCGUGUUCCAGACCCACGGCCUUCUUGAGGGAGAAAAGGCAGUUGCCUACCCUUGCUUCAUGGACAAGUUCCCCGCUAACGUCCGCGGCGAGGGACGCGUGUGCGUCAGCAAUAAAAUCGUGACUUCCGUCGGUCCCUCCAGCGCGAUUGAAUUCGCGCUGAAACUCGUUGAAGUGUUGUACAACGAGGAACAGGCGAAGAAGAUCGCGUCCCAGCUUCUUUGCUCCUGA
Neospora caninum is the source of this 777-nucleotide messenger RNA. RefSeq lists its product as hypothetical. The transcript is spliced from 4 exons. Gene Ontology annotation, molecular function: protein deglycase activity. NCBI's taxonomy places the organism in Eukaryota, Apicomplexa, Conoidasida, Eucoccidiorida, Sarcocystidae. The record is from RefSeq and is a predicted model, not a curated record. Gene Ontology annotation, cellular component: nucleus; cytosol. Bases 1 to 777 code for a protein of 258 amino acids. Gene Ontology annotation, biological process: protein deglycation, glyoxal removal; guanine deglycation, glyoxal removal.